UAGUUAGACUGGCAGCGGACAGAACCUCAGAGUGUCGAGACGGGAGGCAGUGCUUGCGAAAUUCAGUCUGCCAUCAUCCUACUUCAUUACAGUCUAUGCAGCCUUUGUCCUGCAUCUCACACUGCACUGGCAUGCGUUUUGUACUAAACAUAGAUGCUUGUCGAUUAGAAAAGCACAGAUAAUAUGGCGUCUUUUCAAAACAUUUCCUUUCGUUUGCUUUGGUGUCCAUUCUUGACACGUUGUUCACCUGCGAAGUUUAAUAUCACAAAGACACCCAAAUACUGCACUGGGAACCCCGAACAUACCACGACACGAGACACGGGAACGCGAGAACAAGGAGGAACGUCGAAUCCAGAGUCCGGAACACACGAAGAAUAUGAGACUGGACCCGCUUUUCGCCUUGUGUCUGGUGUGGCUGGUAAUGCUGCUAGUCUGUACCCCAUCUGUCCUUGCAGAGAGAGAACAUGCCAGAAGAAUGAAGAGACAUGGAGGUUAUCAAGGUUUUGGCGGUUUCGGCGGUGGUGUAAAUGCAGCGAGGCCGAGUACAGCUGCCUUACUGAGCGUGUCGUCAUCCCGCAGACGCUUCCGACCAAACAUCUACCACGGACCGCGAGCAACCAGGAGGCGCUGUCGGUAUUUCGACAGAUAUGGUCGAUGUAUUUACCGGUCGAGGUACUGACCUGAUUACAUGCAGACGUCAUUAACUAUGAAAACGGAUUUCAAAUAAAGUCUAG
This is a messenger RNA of Penaeus indicus, 734 nucleotides long. RefSeq lists its product as uncharacterized. The transcript is spliced from 5 exons. NCBI's taxonomy places the organism in Eukaryota, Metazoa, Arthropoda, Malacostraca, Decapoda, Penaeidae. The record is from RefSeq and is a predicted model, not a curated record. The coding region runs from base 184 to 684 and encodes 166 amino acids.